Molecule: messenger RNA, 375 nt
Organism: Ilex paraguariensis (yerba mate)
Lineage: Eukaryota; Viridiplantae; Streptophyta; Magnoliopsida; Aquifoliales; Aquifoliaceae
Source: the annotation of a GenBank genome assembly
AUGUGGAGCCUGGGUUGUAUGUUUGCAGGAAUGAUAUUUCGGAAGGAGCCAUUCUUCUAUGGUCACGACAACAACGAUCAGCUUGUCAAAAUCGCCAAGGUUCUUGGGACAGAUGAGUUGAAUGCAUAUUUGCACAAAUAUCAUCUGGAGCUGGAUCCUCAACUUGAUGCUCUUGUUGGAAGGCACAGCAGGAAGCCUUGGUCCAGAUUUAUUAAUGCAGACAAUCAGCAUCUGGUUUCCCCAGAGGCCAUUGAUUUUCUUGAUAAGCUGCUUCGCUAUGAUCAUCAAGACAGGCUUACAGCAAAAGAAGCAAUGGCACAUCCAUAUUUCUUCCAAGUGAAGGCUGCUGAAAAUAGCAGGAUGCGGACACAGUAA